AUGGGCGGCGUGAAGGAGGGAGGCCAGGGCAGCCAGUCAUCGGGCACGGAGUCCGGGACAGAGGCUAGGCCGCCCAAGGACCCCGUCGGAGAUCAGAGGCGGCCAGAGGUUCCAAGGCCGCCUUCCGCUCCUGGGCCGAGCGCCCCCGCGCCAGAGCCGAGCGCGCCGGCAGAAGCGGAGCUGCAGCAGCCGCCCUGCCCUGAGCCGAGGGCAGCGGCCGCACCCGAGCAUCUGGCGCCGUCCGAGCCCACCCCGAACACUUCAAGGGUAGAGCACGCGGUCGCUGUGGAUGUGGUCGCGAUGAGGGCCCCUGCAGAGAGGGCUCUGGAGCGAGCAGAGCUCGAUAGGGACUGUGCUGCCCUUGUUGAAGAGAGAGGGCAGCUGGAAGAGGUCGACCAGCUCCUGGAGGCCCGCAUCGCCUUGACCCGCGUGACCCACGAGAGGUCAAUGCGCGCGGUGGCUGAGGAGUGGGAAGCAUUGGAGGAGGUGCGCGAUGAAGCUGCUGCCGCGCAGGAGAAGGCCACUUGCAUGGAGCGGCAGGCGACCGAGCGCGACCAUGCUUCGCGGAGGCGGGCCGCGAAGCUGCUCGCUCGGGAGCGGCUGCUCCUUGCUCGGGAGGAGGUGGUGGUCAAGCGCGAGAAGUCAGUGCAAUCCGUCCAGGAAGACUUAGCCCGCCGGAACGACGAGUUCGAACGGAGGCACGCUGAAGUCCUUCAUCGGGAGGAGGAGGUUGCGAUCCGUGAGACCGACGUCGAGAUCACAAUGACGGCUCAGGAUGCCCGGGAGGAACAAAUUGCACAGCGCAAAGCGGAGGCCGCCUCGUCGUCGUCGGCCCUCACUACCCAGGAGGAGCAGGCCGCCAAGUGGGAGGCCGAGCUUUUCGCCCGGUAG
Phragmites australis (common reed) is the source of this 891-nucleotide messenger RNA. RefSeq lists its product as uncharacterized. NCBI's taxonomy places the organism in Eukaryota, Viridiplantae, Streptophyta, Magnoliopsida, Poales, Poaceae. The record is from RefSeq and is a predicted model, not a curated record. The transcript is spliced from 3 exons. The coding region runs from base 1 to 891 and encodes 296 amino acids.